Panthera uncia (snow leopard) is the source of this 1578-nucleotide messenger RNA. It is a transcript of the gene CCDC91, whose product is annotated as coiled-coil domain containing 91. Gene Ontology annotation, biological process: Golgi to lysosome transport. The coding region runs from base 263 to 1501 and encodes 412 amino acids. NCBI's taxonomy places the organism in Eukaryota, Metazoa, Chordata, Mammalia, Carnivora, Felidae. Gene Ontology annotation, cellular component: trans-Golgi network. The record is from RefSeq and is a predicted model, not a curated record. The transcript is spliced from 12 exons.
AUUAGAACUGUUAGUAGCACAGUGUGACUGGAGUGAGGUUGGCACUUAAUGGUAUCAUUUCUGGCUUGGGCAAGUAGUUCUUUGAGGUGCUGUUAACUAAGAUGGAAAGCAUGAAGCAAAGCAGGUUUCUAUAAGAUGAUGGGUAAGUGUGACAUACUACUAAGCAGCUAAAUGGAACUGUCUGGUAGUUGGGGAAAAAUGCAAUUUCCAUUGUGAGCUGCCUUCCAGAAUUUAUGGUAGAACUUCACUGACGUUGCCACUGAUGCCAAUGUGGAAUAAAGUAUCUGGAGUCCAUCUUUCUCCAGUUUCUCCUGAGAUUAUACUGGACCAUGACCACUCCUCUCCUUCAGUUGGCUGCCUGUCUUCGGAACCCAUCAUUUCAUCACCAGAGAAUACACACACAGAUGACAGCAUUGUCAGUCAAACUGUUCCUAAAGCACAGAUUCAGCAAUCAACACACACUCAUCUGGAUAUCUCACUUUUUCCAUUGGGUUUAAAUGAUGAGAAAAGUAAUGGAACAAUUGCCCUUGUGGAUGAUUCUGAGGAUCUUGGAGCCAAUGUAUCAAACAUCCAGCUUCAGCAGAAAAUUUCAAGUCUGGAGAUUAAACUCAAAGUUUCUGAAGAAGAAAAACAGAGGAUUAAAAAGGAUGUGGAAUCAUUGAUGGAAAAGCAUAGUGUCUUAGAAAAAGAUUUCCUUAAAGAAAAAGAGCAAGAGGCCAUAUCUUUUCAAGAUAGAUACAAAGAACUUCAGGACAAGCAUAAACAAGAAUUGGAAGACAUGAGGAAAGCUGGUCAUGAAGCUCUCAGCAUUAUUGUGGAUGAAUAUAAGGCACUACUGCAGUCUUCAGUUAAGCAACAAGUAGAAGCUAUUGAAAAACAGUACAUUUCUGCAAUUGAGAAACAAGCACACAAGUGUGAAGAGUUGUUAAAUACUCAGCAUCAGAGGCUCCUUGAAAUGCUAGAUACAGAGAAGGAACUGUUAAAAGAAAAGAUAAAGGAAACUUUGAUUCAACAGUCUCAAGAACAGAAGGUAAUAUUGGAAAAAUGUUUGGAGGAAGAAAGGCAAAGAAAUAAAGAGGCUUUAUUAUCUGCUGCAAAGCUUGAGAAAGAAGCAAUGAAGGAUGCAGUUUUAAAAGCCAUAGAAGAAGAAAGAAAAAAUCUGGAAAAAGCCCAUGCUGAAGAAAGGGAGUUAUGGAAGACUGAACAUGCAAAAGAUCAAGAGGAAGUAUCUCAGGCAAUUCAGAAAGCAAUACAAGAACAGAGAAAAAUAAGUCAGGAAACUGUUAAGGCAGCAAUAAUAGAAGAGCAGAAGCGAAGUGAAAAGGCUGUGGAAGAGGCAGUGAAAAGAACAAGAGAUGAAUUGAUAGAGUAUGUAAAAGAACAGAAAAGACUUGAUCAAGUCAUCCGCCAAAGAAGCCUGUCCAGUUUGGAACUGUUCCUCUCUUGUGCUCAGAAACAGUUAAGUGCUUUAAUUGCUACAGAACCGGUUGACAUUGAAUAAAGAGAACAUGACAAGCAAACCCACACUGGCAAUGGAUAAAUCAUUAGACCUCUAAAAUACAUGCUGUGAAUUCUAAA